Aspergillus terreus NIH2624 is the source of this 1188-nucleotide messenger RNA. Its product is annotated as uroporphyrinogen decarboxylase HEM12. The transcript has 4 exons. Gene Ontology annotation, biological process: heme biosynthetic process. The record is from RefSeq and is a predicted model, not a curated record. Gene Ontology annotation, cellular component: cytosol. NCBI's taxonomy places the organism in Eukaryota, Fungi, Ascomycota, Eurotiomycetes, Eurotiales, Aspergillaceae. Gene Ontology annotation, molecular function: uroporphyrinogen decarboxylase activity. The coding region runs from base 1 to 1188 and encodes 395 amino acids.
AUGCGGGCCGAGGGCCUGAGGCGGAACACCACCAGAUUGAGCUUGUCGGCGAUGCCCCUCCCCCCUCCGUCUGCAACUCAACUCUUCCCCGCCAAGAUGCAGCACCAAUUUGAACCCUUGAAGAACGACCUCUUAUUGAGGGCCGCAAGAGGCGAGAAAGUCGAGCGCCCUCCGAUAUGGGUGAUGCGGCAGGCCGGACGCUACCUCCCGGAAUACCAUGAAGCCAAAGGCGGCCGCGAUUUCUUCGAAUGCUGUCGCAGCCCGGAGAUCGCGUCGACGCUGACGAUCCAGCCCGUGGAGCGGUACGCCGGGUUAAUCGACGCCGCGAUCAUCUUCUCGGACAUCCUGGUCAUCCCGCAGGCGAUGGGCAUGACGGUGGAGAUGGUGGACAAGAAGGGCCCGCACUUCCCGGAGCCGCUGAAGUCGCCGGACGACGGCCAGUACGAGCGGGUGAUGGCGAAGGCGGUUGACGUGCAGGCCGAGCUGGACUACGUCUACAAGGCGAUCACGCUCACGCGGCACAAGCUGCAGGGCCGCGUGCCGCUGAUCGGCUUCUGCGGCGCCCCCUGGACACUGCUCUGCUACAUGGUCGAGGGCGGCGGCAGCAAGAUGUUCGUGCAGUCCAAGACCUGGAUCUACAAGUACCCCAAGGAGUCGCAGGCGCUGCUGCUGAAGAUCGCCGAGAUCUGCGUCGAGUACCUCGCGCUGCAGGUCGCCGCCGGCGCCCAGCUCGUCCAGGUCUUCGACUCGUGGGCCGGCGAGCUCUCCCCCGCCACCUUCAAGGCAUUCUCCCUGCCGUAUCUCCGCCACAUCUCGGCGAAUCUCCCCAAGAAGCUGAAGGAGAUGGGGCUGGAGCCCGUGCCCAUGACCGUGUUUGCGAAGGGCGCUUGGUACGCCCUCGAGGACCUCUGCGAGUCGGGGUACAACGUUGUCGGGCUGGACUGGUUGCAUGACCCCGCCGAGGCGAUGCGUGUUGCCAACGGCCGCGUGACGAUCCAGGGAAAUGCAGACCCCGGUGUCCUCUACGGCGGGCGGGCGGCCAUUACGGAGGCGGUGGAGAUUAUGGUGGAGGGUUUCAAGAAGGGUAAGCAGGGGUGGAUUGCGAACUUGGGACAUGGCGUGACUCCGUUUGUCAAGCCGGAGGAUCUCAAAUUCUUCUUCGAAGAGAUCCACCGACUUACGGCGUAA